Messenger RNA from Gambusia affinis (western mosquitofish), 4516 nucleotides. RefSeq names its product ubiquitin specific peptidase 12b (gene usp12b). Lineage: Eukaryota; Metazoa; Chordata; Actinopteri; Cyprinodontiformes; Poeciliidae. Bases 112 to 1263 code for a protein of 383 amino acids. Gene Ontology annotation, molecular function: cysteine-type endopeptidase activity; cysteine-type deubiquitinase activity. Gene Ontology annotation, cellular component: nucleus; cytosol. The transcript is spliced from 10 exons. The record is from RefSeq and is a predicted model, not a curated record. Gene Ontology annotation, biological process: protein deubiquitination.
CAGUACAGAUAGGGGCAGCAGGCAGGCUCGACUCGCCCUCCCGGAACUCUGCAGCCGCAGCGGGUCUGAUUAUUUUAACAUCGGGGUUCGGUCCAACAUGGCGGCGCACGGAUGGAAAUACUGAUGACAGUCCGAAAGAUCGCCUCGAUUUGUACGAUGGGCGCCAAUGCCUCUGCCUUGGAAAAGGAGAUCGGACCGGAACAGUUUCCUGUUAAUGAACACUACUUUGGAUUGGUCAACUUCGGCAACACCUGCUACUGCAACUCGGUGCUGCAGGCUCUGUAUUUCUGCCGACCGUUCAGGGAGAAGGUGCUGGCGUACAAGGUGCAGCCUCGGAGGAAGGAGUCCCUCCUCACCUGCCUGGCCGACCUUUUCAACAGCAUCGCCACCCAGAAGAAAAAAGUCGGAGUCAUCCCUCCCAAGAAAUUCAUCUCUCGGCUAAGGAAGGAAAACGAGUUGUUUGACAACUACAUGCAGCAGGACGCCCACGAAUUCCUCAACUACCUCCUCAACACUAUCGCAGACCUCCUCCAGGAGGAGAAGAGCCAGGAGCGACAGCAGAACGGAAAACUGGUGCAGAACGGGAGCGGAGGAGGCGGAUGUGGUGACGGAGGGGGAGGUGGAGGGGAAGGCGACGGUGGGAAGGAGACGCAGCAGACGUGGGUCCACGAGAUCUUCCAGGGAACGCUGACCAACGAGACGCGCUGCCUCAACUGCGAAGCUGUGAGCAGUAAGGACGAGGACUUCCUGGAUCUGUCGGUGGACGUGGAGCAGAACACUUCGAUCACACACUGUCUCAGGGGCUUCAGCAACACAGAGACGUUAUGCAGCGAGUACAAAUACUACUGUGAGCAAUGUCGCAGCAAACAGGAAGCCCAGAAACGGAUGAGGGUAAAAAAGCUGCCCAUGAUCCUCGCCCUCCACCUCAAGCGCUUUAAGUACAUGGACCAGCUGCACCGCUACACCAAGCUGUCCUAUCGCGUCGUCUUCCCGCUGGAGCUCCGCCUUUUCAACACGUCAGGCGACGCCACCAACCCCGACCGCAUGUACGACCUGGUCGCUGUUGUCGUGCACUGCGGCAGCGGUCCCAAUCGCGGACACUACAUCACCAUCGUCAAGAGCCACGGCUUCUGGCUGCUGUUUGACGACGACAUCGUCGAGAAAAUCGACGCGCAGGCGAUCGAGGAGUUCUACGGCCUGACGUCCGACAUCUCCAAGAACUCCGAGUCCGGAUACAUCCUGUUCUACCAGUCCAGAGACUGACGCAGCCAGCGGUGAAUUCCCCCAGCAGGCCGUCUGGGCGUGGCAGACGAGCCGCCGGCUCCCUCCUGGACGCUCACACAAGCAUCCGGGCUUUAUUCCCCCUGCGGCGGGGAGCAGCCUUGACCCCGGAGCGCCGCCUGGGGAAACGGGUUUGAGGCGCGUGCCGGUUGGAUGCCUGGCUCCGGGAUUCCAAAUCCUCCGAGACCACACUGCAACAAGCACCUUAAUAUACCAAGAACUCCCCCCCCCACCCACUGUCUAACACUCGCUUUGCACUAUUGCACCAGGAACGGAGACCAGUGGCUGAACCAAUCAUGUGUGUUUUUUAGCGGCUUCGGAGGAGGCAGCAGCUUGAUUCUGAGUAUUAAUACCUUGCUGCGUUAGCUUCCCUCCCCAGCAGCGGUGGAACUGCCAGAUCACGUGUUCACCGGUCAGGAAGUGAAGCGACCAUGAUCCGACGGCACCGAUAGACGUCCGGCCAAUCACCUCAGACCUCUCUGACGUCAUGUAGGGUUGGAGGCCGAGCGCUGCGUGAAAACACGGCGUCUCUACGAUCUGUGGCUCAUAUGUGGUAUCUUAGCGCAGGGGAGUCACUGGAGGGGUGGGAACACGUCUCAAACUGACGAGCACAACUCCGUAUUUAUGAUAAAAGAGCAAAAAAAUAAUUUUAUUUUAAAUAUUCAAAGAUCAAGUGACAUAAACUGACCAAAAAUUCAAUUUGCAGUUUGUAUAACUUCACCUUUUCAGUGUUUUUAUCGGUUUAAAAUUGUUUUUAUUUGCAAUGUAUUUUUAUUUUGUUUCAAGCUGCAGGUUUUUUUUGUUUUUUGUUUUGGUUAUGAAGUAUCAGGACUAGCAGUGAGUCUUAGUAGCAACUUUUAAACUUUUCACUUUUCCAACUACAGGACAGUUUUUAAAAGCUGUCCUGCUGUUGUGCCAUUAUGAGCCACGUUUGAUGACAUGAUGGAGAAAAGAAGAGAGAGGAGCGGAGGAAGAGCAAGUCUGGGGAAAAAAAAACGUUCACUUUUAAAAACCUCUGAAAUAUCCUCUUUAAUUUCUCAGCAGACUCGGUUCUAACACUACAGAGAUUUUAUCAGUGUCUGCCUCGUUCCGUUAGCGAUCCAGUCGGGCGUUGUCAGCAGCUGCAGCUCUCAAAUUGAGAAGAAUGUUUUCACAACACGUUUUUCACUCUGCGAUCAGAAACGAUUCUCCAUUCCCACUCAGGCUGUUAUAAAGCAGCAGAUCUAAAGAUGGCGCUUUUAGAACUGUUCGACUCCUAACGUGUUUAAAAAACAAAAGCCAAUUUAUCAUCUCUGUGGCUUAAACUUCUGCAUAAGAGGUGAAAAUGCUUUAGGAAACUUCCCCUCCCCCACUUGUUGCUUUGUGCUGCCAGCUGUUCAUGUGAGCUGAGUGAUGGCUAACUUUUUUUUUCUCUCUCUAUCUAAAACAAAAGAUGCUGGUCAUUCCAUUGCGCCUAAUUUUCUAUAAUCAACAUAUAAUCUGUGAGAACUGUUUAUGUAACCAACACAUUAACUCAUGUAACAUAAUUAUGAACCUAUCUGAUCGUGGCUUGAAACGUUCAUUUAGCUAACACGGGAUUGGCUCUGUCGGUUCGCUCUAAAAGGGAUUAGCAACAAAAUACAAAAAAUGGAACAUAAAGUGAAUUUUACAGGAAAAUAAUGAUGUGUAUCUUUAUGAAUUGUAUAACAAAUUAAAUACUAAUUGUUUAUCCCCAAACUAAGGCACAAAGUUGGCUAUUUGACAUGUUUUUUGUUCAUGGAAUGCACUAAAGAUCAUAGCUUAAGCUAACUUAAGCAAUUUAAGCUCAAGUUAUCUAAGUUUAAGUUUAGUUUAAGCUUAAAUGGCUAGCUUAAGCUAUUAAAACUUAAGCUAAGCUACCAAGGAAAAUUUGUCAGCUUGCAACAUGUGUGUAUGUUGGUAUAAUGGACACCCAUAGCAUGCUAGCUAAGGAAGCAGCUACUGCUGACUUCAAAUGUUACUGGGAAAACAUCGGAAAGACCAUGAAAGUGCUAAAGAAAACUGUCUUUUUGGCACUCCAAGAAAAUCUUGUGGCUAAAUCUGAGAUUUAUUUGUGGAUUUUCCAUCAGUACGUUUAUCUGUUGCGUUCAGUUCUUCUUCUUCAUAUAACUGUAUUUGCAGAAGACUAGCUGCACACCUCUGUCCCCAGAGGUCAGUUCAAGAAAUUACAUGCCGUUCAAAUUUCAGUGCAAUCUCAGUUUUUCAUUCGUCAAUUAUUUUUAAUUUGUCUGUUACAAUGCCAAACUCAUUAAAUGACAAAUUCGGCCCUCUUCUUUUGCAUAUAAGAAUUAGAAUCCGAGUGUUUUAUAAGUUGUUUGUAUGUGGCGAAAUAGUUAGAGGGGCGAUAAAUAGAAAACAGAGCUGCGGUUCUGAAGUUAGCAUUUCUCUAGUUUUGGAUGUAAACCUGAUUACCUUUUCUUUUCAGUUUUCUCUUCAGUUGCCCGGGUGACAUGGCAGACAUAAUGGAGUUUGGAUGUGCCUACUUUUGCUAUUUAAUCAUAAGGUUUUAAAAUCACUCCUCAAGCACUCGUUUUAAAGGGUAGAGACCUCAAAAAGACAACACUACUUCCUCUCCAUGCCUCUGCUGCUCUUUAAAAACUUGAAGAAGGUUCUGGAAAACGUUGUUUGUGUCUUGAAAGUUUGUGGAUUUCAGGCAGUGCAGUUGGUCUUAAAAUGAAGAAUUCGGGCAGAAGCUCUGGACUUUUCCCACACACACCCAGUGAGAGCGAGGUUGUGUUUAUGCUUUCUGAAAGCGUCGCCUAUGAGCACAAAGACGUGACUGGGAAAUUUAAAAUAAAAAAAUAAAUAAAUUGCUGAUUAAGUUGAUUGUGGAUCUUUUAUGAAUUGUCAAACCUAAUUUCAAACAAGACUUUUUUUGUUUUAUUUAAGCAUUAUUUUAAUUAUUAUUAUUAUUAUGAAUGUCAACUUUUACUUUGAAUGUUUUUUAUACUUUGUCCUGUCUACCAGCUCUGGAGGGAGGAGGAGUUACUUUUGGAAGUUUGUAACAAGAGAUGUUGAUGUGUACAUAAAUAUAGACAUUAUUAUAAUUGGGUUUUAAAUGAAUGCUUGCUUAAAAUAAUUAAAAGGCUGGCUUGACAAGUGAGGACGACGUCGCUCAGUGCAACUUCUGGAAGUUUUCCAAAGGUUCUUCUGUUCUGAAAUGUGUUGGAAGGAAAAAUCUGCUCUGAAUUACAUAAAGGAUUUUGAGAAAAAUAAA